Molecule: messenger RNA, 1395 nt
Organism: Salvia miltiorrhiza (redroot sage)
Lineage: Eukaryota; Viridiplantae; Streptophyta; Magnoliopsida; Lamiales; Lamiaceae
Product: alkylated DNA repair protein ALKBH8 homolog
Exons: 8
Coding region: 161-1189 (342 amino acids)
Biological process (GO): oxidative demethylation
Molecular function (GO): demethylase activity; RNA binding; oxidoreductase activity
Source: RefSeq, a predicted model, not a curated record
AACUGGAUAUUAAUGUCCUUUAAUUAUUUUACAACAAAAGGGGCGACGAAAAGUUCUUCCUUUCGCACCAUCGCGGCUUCUGCUUGAAGAAUAAAUCCUUGGAAUUUGGUUGCAGUCGAAAAUCUUCCUUACGCACCAUCAGUGUUGCAGACUUUGAGGGAUGGGUUUGCCAAGAUUUACAAGCCCUAAGGGAGGGGAAGAUGAGUCCAGUCCUCACCUCUAUGUGGCUAACUGUGGGCCUGCGGUUGGAUUUUCACAUGAAACUAUUGCAUCUGUAUUUGGUAUGUACGGAGAAGUCGAGGGUGUCUGUGCUGCUGACGAGAGUGGGACGCGUGUAAUUGUCUCCUAUCAUGAUAAGAGCAGUUCACAGGCAGCCAUGAAAGCACUGAAUAGGCGUCCGUGUUCUAGUCUUGGAGGUCGUACCUUGCACAUUCAGUAUGCUGUACAAUCACUUGGUAAGGUGAACAACACUGCUUCAGUUCCAGUUUCGACAUCAGCCUCGGAUUUGGACAUUCCUGGACUUCACUUGAUGCACGACUUUGUCACUCCUCAGGAAGAGCAAGAAUUGCUUGCGGCUGUGGAUGAUAGGCCAUGGCAUCGUCUAGCCAAAAGAAGAGUUCAACACUACGGAUACGAGUUUUGCUAUGAUAUAAGGAAUGUCAAUACUAAUCAAUACAUGGGUGAGCUUCCACCCUUCAUGUCUCCUGUACUCGAAAGGAUCAGAUCGUUUCAAGCACUUGGUCGUGCUGCAGAUACGUCUCUAGAUCAACUAACGGUGAAUGAGUACCCGCCCGGGGUUGGUUUGUCCCCACACGUAGACACCCAUUCUGCGUUUGAAGAGCUAAUUUUCAGCCUCUCGCUAGCGGGGCCGUGCAUCAUGGAAUUCAGAAAGUAUACAACCGGAGCGUGGCAGGAAAAUUCGACCUCAAGUUCUGAUCUGGAGAAUCAGAUACCUGAGAAGAACUUAAAUUUUAUAAAGAAGGCUCUUUAUCUUCCUCCUCGAUCACUGUUGUUGAUGUCUGGAGAGGCUCGAUAUGCGUGGCAUCAUUACAUUCCACACCACAAGGUGGACAAAGUGAACGACAGUUUGAUCCGUCGUGGUGCGAGGAGAGUGUCGUUUACAUUGCGCAAGGUCCGGCAAGGCCCUUGCCGAUGCGAAUUCCCUCAAUACUGUGAUUCACAGAGAUAGUCAUCUUUUCAUUUCAAGUGCUACUGCAAAUGGGCAGAAGGUUUGGGAGAGGAAUUUUGUACCCUCAAAUUAUGAUUUAGAAUUUUAGAUCAUGGGCUACACCCAAUUGCAAUGGGUUAUUCCAUUGAUUGGUGAUGUGAAAUUUCAGUUUUGCAAGUUUCUUAACUGGAAAAGAAGAGUUCACAACUCAUCCAUUAUAUGUUCAA